GCGACCGAGGGGCGUAAUGGCGAGCCACGGCUCAUCAUUCUCCAGCUUCCUAGCCUACCUCCAAGCCCUCUCUCACACUCCGACUCGGCUCGCUCGACGAGCUCUUUCCCUCUCUACUUCUUACGAAGAGAUGAGUUGUGUACGAGCUCGCUCCGGCUCUGACAUGCGCAAGACCCUCCGGUGGUAUGACUUGGUCGGCCUUGGAAUCGGUGGCAUGGUCGGUGCCGGAGUGUUCGUCACCACCGGCCGCGCCAGCCGUCUUUAUGCCGGACCCGCCGUUGUUCUCUCUUACGCCAUUGCCGGCCUCUGUUCCCUCCUCUCCGCUUUCUGCUACACUGAGUUCGCCGUUGAUAUGCCUGUUGCCGGAGGCGCCUUCAGCUACCUCCGCGUCACCUUUGGCGAGUUCGCUGCAUUUAUUACCGGUGCGAACCUCGUGAUGGACUAUGUGCUGUCAAAUGCCGCUGUUUCCCGAGGAUUAACAGCCUAUUUCGGCACAGCGAUCGGCGUCUCCACCGCGAAAUGGAGGUUCACGGUUCACUCCCUUCCGGAAGGCUUCAACGAGAUCGACAUCGUCGCGGUGGCCGUCGUUUUACUCAUCACCCUCAUUAUCUGCUACAGCACGAGGGAGAGUUCAGUAGUGAACAUGGUGUUGACGGCGCUGCACAUUCUGUUCAUAGCAUUUGUGAUCCUAAUGGGCUUUUGGAGAGGAAGCUGGAAGAACUUUACGGAGCCGGCUAACCCGGAAAAUCCACCCGGGUUUUUGCCGCACGGAGCUUCGGGCGUGUUCCAGGGGGCAGCCAUGGUUUACCUGAGCUACAUAGGAUACGACGCCGUUUCGACUAUGGCCGAAGAAGUCCAGAACCCCGUCAAAGAUAUCCCCAUCGGCGUAUCAGGAUCGGUCGUCAUCGUCACCAUUCUCUACUGUUUAAUGGCCGCUUCAAUGUCCAAACUCCUUCCUUACGAUAUGAUCGAUCCAGAAGCGCCGUUUUCGGCGGCGUUCAGUGGGAAAUCGGACGGAUGGGGAUGGGUUUCGAAGGUGAUAGGUCUGGGAGCGAGCUUCGGGAUCUUGACGUCGUUGCUGGUGGCGAUGCUGGGCCAGGCUCGGUACAUGUGCGUGAUCGGACGGUCCAACGUGGUCCCUCCAUGGUUCGCCAGGGUCCACCCGAAGACCUCAACGCCUGUCAACGCUUCCGCUUUUCUUGGGAUCUUAACAGCUGCGAUUGCCCUUUUCACUGAUCUCAAUGUCCUUCUGAACUUGGUGUCCAUUGGAACACUCUUCGUUUUUUACAUGGUGGCAAAUGCUGUGAUCUAUAGACGAUAUGUGGUUUCUGGCACAACAAAUCCAUGGCCUACAUUGUCCUUCCUCUGUUCAUUGUCCUUCACUUCUCUCAUGUUCACCCUCAUUUGGAAAUUUGUACCAUCUGGGAGGGCCAAAUUAGGAUUGCUCAUUGCUUGUGGUGUGAUUACCAUUGCAAUAUUGAACAUUUUCUACUGCAUGGUCCCCCAAGCACGCAAGCCUGAAUUCUGGGGUGUACCACUCAUGCCAUGGAUUCCCUCUGUCUCCAUAUUUCUGAAUGUGUUCCUGCUAGGCUCUCUCGACCGGCCGUCCUAUGUUCGGUUCGGAUACUUCUCGGCUUUUGCAGUGCUUGUCUAUGUCUUAUACAGUGUCCAUGCUAGCUUUGAUGCUGAAGGAGACGGUUCUCUCAUUCAAAAGAGUGGUGAGACUCAUGUGGAAUCCAAAGAAAUGGAGGACCAGAUUUUCAAAGUGUAGGUGAAUACUGGCAAAAAAAAACUAGACAAGUGUAGGUAAUAAGUUAAUGUCGUUAAGUACACAUUAUCAUUUGAGCUUUGACAAAUACAUGUUCUGUCAAUUUAGCUUUUAGAAAGUAAUUAUCACAAUUUGACUCCAAAAGCUUGUAAUGAUGAUAAUUAUCUUCUAAUGACUAAAUUGAUAAAACAUUUGCUGCUUUCUUCUAAA
This is a messenger RNA of Neltuma alba, 1978 nucleotides long. RefSeq names its product cationic amino acid transporter 7, chloroplastic-like. The transcript has 6 exons. Gene Ontology annotation, biological process: transmembrane transport; amino acid transport. Gene Ontology annotation, cellular component: plasma membrane. The record is from RefSeq and is a predicted model, not a curated record. NCBI's taxonomy places the organism in Eukaryota, Viridiplantae, Streptophyta, Magnoliopsida, Fabales, Fabaceae. Gene Ontology annotation, molecular function: amino acid transmembrane transporter activity. The coding region runs from base 17 to 1771 and encodes 584 amino acids.